UUCUGUUAUAUUUUAACCGCCUCUCGUCUGCCAUAUAGUACAAUGACGGGCGCAAGACAGUUCACUCGUUCUGGGAGGACAUCAUAUGACGUCCUCCCAUUCUAAGCGUGCGGUGCGCUGUGUCCCUCGGAUACAGCGGAUCACCGAUCAACGGAAAGAUCCGAAGAUGUCGGCUCGGUCAUGUGAUCAGCUGUGUUCAAUCACAGCUGAUCGCAUGUAAACAGGGAAAUGCCGCCUUGUACCAUGUGACAAGCUGUGACCAAUCACAGCUCUCACAGUA
Staurois parvus is the source of this 280-nucleotide messenger RNA. Lineage: Eukaryota; Metazoa; Chordata; Amphibia; Anura; Ranidae. The record is from the annotation of a GenBank genome assembly.